Messenger RNA from Pneumocystis carinii B80, 909 nucleotides. RefSeq lists its product as hypothetical. Gene Ontology annotation, cellular component: Golgi apparatus; endoplasmic reticulum; perinuclear region of cytoplasm. NCBI's taxonomy places the organism in Eukaryota, Fungi, Ascomycota, Pneumocystomycetes, Pneumocystales, Pneumocystaceae. The transcript has 3 exons. The coding region runs from base 54 to 863 and encodes 269 amino acids. Gene Ontology annotation, biological process: positive regulation of protein ubiquitination; vacuolar transport; metal ion transport. The record is from RefSeq and is a predicted model, not a curated record.
AAGAGAAUCAAGAGGAGAUAGCAGAGACAUUAUAUGAGCAAUCAGAUGAAGUAAUGGAAUCCGUUUUCCCGUUUGCAGGUGGAGAUGGAUAUGAAAAUCAAGGAGAAUCAUCGUCAACAUAUCUAUUAGAUAAAAAUAGUGAUAAAAAGGAAGGAAUAUCAUUAGAAUCAGAAUAUAAAGGAUUACAAGGGAAGGAUAAGAAUAAAUCAGGGAAAAAAUAUAAAGGAUCAUUUGCAUUAAGAUUUUUACCUCGAUAUACACCUAAACUUAAUCAAAACGAUGGAGUUUUUGCGAAUUUAAAUGCUAAACCAGAUAUAUCAAAGGAGAUGAAGGAGGAAUUUCCACCGUCGUAUGAACAAGCGGCAGCAGAUGCAACACCAUCGUAUUGGGAAAAUACAAUGAUUGCACCAGGAAUAUCGACAGAUGAGGUAUUUAUUGAUGGACUUCCUGUAGGGAAUAUUUUUGGUUUUUUAUGGAAUAUGCUAAUAUCGUUUUCUUUUCAAUUUAUUGGAUUUCUUCUAACAUAUUUACUUCAUACAACGCAUGCAGCAAAAAAUGGUUCAAAAGCGGGCCUUGGAACAACUCUUGUUCAAUAUGGAUUUUAUAUGAGAUCUAUGAAAUAUAAUGUAUUUAAUCAGGACAAUUCUGAUCCUAAUUCUGAAGAUGAUAAUCAAACAUAUCAAAGCGACUCUUUAGAUCAUAUUAUUGUUUCAUAUCUUUUAAUGAUUACCGGCUGGUUUCUUUUAAUUCGUUCUACAGCAGAUUUUUUAAAAGCAAGACGUAUUGAAAUGUGUGUCAAAGAAACAUCAUCUUCAGAUACGCCUCAAACAUCACAAACAGAAACACCUGAAGCGGUUGUAUAAAUCUUUUUUCAAUUCUUUGGUAUCCUUCCGAUUCUUUCAAUUUCUA